This is a messenger RNA of Sinocyclocheilus grahami, 1515 nucleotides long. RefSeq names its product GTP binding protein 3, mitochondrial (gene gtpbp3). Lineage: Eukaryota; Metazoa; Chordata; Actinopteri; Cypriniformes; Cyprinidae. Gene Ontology annotation, cellular component: mitochondrion; cytoplasm. The record is from RefSeq and is a predicted model, not a curated record. Gene Ontology annotation, molecular function: protein binding. Gene Ontology annotation, biological process: tRNA wobble uridine modification; tRNA methylation.
AUGAAGCAGGGUCCUGGUAGUUUCACAGGAGAGGACAGCGCAGAGUUUCACAUCCACGAGGGUCCUGCUGCCAUUAGUGGAUUCUUACAAGCACUUGGUGAGUUUACCCAACGGGCGUUCUAUGCUGGAAAAUUGGACCUUACUGAAGUAGAGGGUCUAGGUCCUGGUAGUUUCACAGGAGAGGACAGCGCAGAGUUUCACAUCCACGAGGGUCCUGCUGCCAUUAGUGGAUUCUUACAAGCACUUGGGAGUUUGCCAGGUCUGCGGACUGCAGAAGCAGGUGAGUUUACCCAACGGGCGUUCUAUGCUGGAAAAUUGGACCUUACUGAAGUAGAGGGUCUAGGUGACCUGAUCAGAGCAGAGACAGAAGCACAGAGGCGACAGGCUCUCCGACAAAUGGCAGGAGACCUGGGCCGCAUUUAUCAAGCCUGGAGUGUUCGGCUUAAACGAUGCUUGCUAAUGUGCCAUGUUUACAUUUUUUUUUCUGAGCAAAAACUAAUGAAAGAUGGCAUUGUGACAGAUGUGGACGCAGCUUUUCGGCAGCUGCAGACUGAUGUGGAAAAUCACCUUUCAGAUCAGCGGAGAGGAGAGCGUCUGCACAGCGGCGUUCAGGUGGGCAUCGCCGGAAGCACCAACGUGGGCAAGAGCAGCCUGCUUAACAUGCUCAAUAAGAUCAAUCUUUCUGGUCCUCAAAUUGGAUUGGUUGAAUGGCUUUCCAAGACUGGUAUGCGAGUUGGUACAGUGGUGACAAUGGACGCAGCUUUUCGGCAGCUGCAGACUGAUGUGGAAAAUCACCUUUCAGAUCAGCGGAGAGGAGAGCGUCUGCACAGCGGCGUUCAGGUGGGCAUCGCCCGGAAGCACCAACUGGACGCAGCUUUUCGGCAGCUGCAGACUGAUGUGGAAAAUCACCUUUCAGAUCAGCGGAGAGGAGAGCGUCUGCACAGCGGCGUUCAGGUGGGCAUCGCCCGGAAGCACCAACGUGGGGUGGAGCAGGUAGAUCUGCCUCUUGUGGUCGUCGACUUGACACAGCUUCCUUCAGAGCCCCAGCUAGUGCCUGUCUUCCUCAGUGGACACUUGAAGAGUAUCCUUGAGCACUCAUCUCACAGGAGGGAGUGCAUCCGGAUCCUCAACAAAAGUGACCGCAUCUCCGCCGAGCACAAGCGCAGCAUCCAGGCGGCCCUCGAGGAGGCUGGUGAUGUUCCUCCUGCUUGCAUUUUGUUAUGUCACACCAGAGAUGGCCUGGAGGAUCUCCUGUCUAUAAUACAGAACAGACUAAAGACUCUAUGUGGCGAACCACUGAUCAGCAGCCCGAGUCUGACACAGAGCCGGCACUGGACUCACCUGCAGAAGAGCGUGGAGGCUUUACAGCAGUACUAGCAGUACAGGGAUGUGAAUCUGGUGCUGACGGCAGAAGGGCUUCAUUUGGGCCUCACCAGCCUGGGCAGGAUCACUGGUAGAGUUGGUGCUGAGGAAAUUUUAGACGUCAAUUUCAAAGACUUUUGUAUUGGGAAAUAG